AUGGAUUUGGAGAUAAUAUCAAGAUAUCAAAGGGAUGUGGCAUUAGAAAAUUCUAACAUGAAAGAACGUAUACGCCAGUGUAGCAGUGAUUAUCAAGGAUCAAAGGAAAGAAACAGCACUAGUGCACCUACAGCAGAUGUAUUCUCCCGAUCAGGAGAUGCUUAA
Molecule: messenger RNA, 165 nt
Organism: Funneliformis mosseae
Lineage: Eukaryota; Fungi; Glomeromycota; Glomeromycetes; Glomerales; Glomeraceae
Source: the annotation of a GenBank genome assembly